UGGUGGGGAUGCGACUUUUAUUUGUUUUUUAAUUCUCUAAGGAAACGUGUAAAGAAAGCCUUUGAUGUUAUGUAAACCUCUCGUCACUAUUUCGUUACGUUAAUUGCACGCAGGAAUAUUGCAAUGUUUUGCUUGGUCCGACUUUGUUUAUGUGUUUAUUUAGCAAUUUCCUUUGCGUAAAAAGAGGGCGGAGAGUGCGCGCCCGUCCCCCCGGGUGGUCUGGCUAGCGCGCCUGCCCCCCGGCCAGCAGGUGGUCUGGGUAGCGCGCCUUCAGAGCGCCGAUCACGGCAACACGGGACUACACGGGAGCUCGGUGAAAGUACUGCUUGCAGGCGAGGAGGUUUGAUCUUCCACAGUCUUUGCGCGUCUUCUGCCGUGUUUUGGUCGUCCCUUAUCGCUGUGUAUUAACGAGAUGUUGGUCUAAUGUUGUUUUAAUGAAAACUGGACUGAAAAAAAGUUAUUAUUUUUACCGGUGUCUAUCGUUUAAUUUAGGAUGGGAUGCGAUACAGGCGUUUGGAAUAUGAACAGGUACAGUAUGUCUUGAGCAGACUGAUUUCAUUCAUCUCUGGUGCUUUCUGCUCCCCGCUGUCGCCCCGGUCACACCCUGGCCUCCCGCAGGUGGGCUUCUAUUAUACUGACGAUGAAGCCCAAGAGCUGCAGACCGUGGUGUCUUUAGCAACCUGUAAGGAUUCAUUUCCUGAGUUGGAUCUUGAGGAUUUCCUCCUGAACAAUGUCCUUAAGCUGCUUUUGUGAUCCUUUACUGAAUGGAUCAGAAUUUGGCCUUUCUCUGUGUAACGUCACCACUUUUAACCACACCGGCAACGGCAGCGGACAGUGUCAGCUUCUGACGCUGGACGACGUACUCUUCAGGCUCCUCGGGCCAAGGAGGUCUCCCUUCUUCCUCCCAGUGACUCUGACUUACGUCCUCAUUUUCGUCACAGGGGUGGUGGGGAACCUCCUCACCUGCACUGUGAUCACAAAGCACAGGAAAAUGCGAACACCCACCAACCUGUACCUCUUCAGCCUGGCCGUCUCCGACCUGCUGGUCCUACUGUUCGGGAUGCCCCUGGAGAUCUACGACCUGUGGCAGAACUACCCCUUCCCUUUCGCCGAAGGCGUCUGCAGCUUCAAGGUCUUCUUGUUCGAGACAGUUUGCUUUGCGUCCGUGCUUAACGUCACGGUCCUGAGCGUGGAGCGGUACGUGGCCGUGGUCCACCCCCUGAAGACCCGCUAUGCCGUCACUAACAAGCACGCCCAGAGGGUCAUCGGCGGGGUGUGGCUCGCGUCCCUGGUCUGCGCCAUCCCCAACACCUCUCUCCACGGCCUCCGCUACUACUACCUGCCUGAGAAGGUGCUGGAGUCGGCCACCUGCAACCUUCUCAAGCCGCAGUGGAUCUACAACCUGGUGAUCCAGGUGACCACUGUGCUUUUCUACUUCGUGCCCAUGGUUGUGAUCAGUGGGCUAUACCUGGCGAUCGGGGUCCGACUGGGCAGGGAGCACCGGCAGCGGGGCAGGAAACCCGAGAAGGGCAGCGGCACCCGCACCAGCUGGACGAUCCGAGUGGAGAGCAGCCGCAGGAGACAGGUCACAAAGAUGCUGGUUAGCAGCAGUGUGGCUCUCUCACGGCUCUUCUCUGUGCUUGCUGCAGCUGUGGUAGUGCUGGUCUUCGCAAUCUGCUGGGCUCCAUUCCACAUCGAUCGUCUCUUGUGGAGUUUCAUUACGCGCUGGACCGACCACAUGCACAACGUCUUCGAGUACGUGCACAUCCUCUCCGGCGUCCUGUUCUACCUCAGCUCCGCUGUCAACCCCGUCAUUUACAACCUCCUCUCCACACGCUUCCGCGAGCGCUUCCUCGAGCUUGUGUGCAGCCGCCUGGAGCCCAGCGCCUCGCAGGGUGGCUCGCCGCCCUACUGUAACAGGCCGUCCUUCCGCAAAGGCGCAGUAGCCUUGGUGACCAACACCCAGACACGGGGCAGGGCUCAGACAGACCCGCGCCCCGCUGUUAUCUACAGCAGAGGGUGGGACCAGGAGCUCGAGACCACGUUCAUGUGACACGCUGUCCCUGAUCGAGGGCAUUUAGCUGCCCACCAGGUUGAGGCAGUUCUCCUCACUGACAAACCUCUUCUGAGCACCUGUGAGCAACAGGAAGUCCAUUUUGUAGAGUGUUUUCAAACACCUCAUGCUGGUAAUAAGGCAUUCAAGGUCAUUGUCAUUCUGAUAGGCUAUUACCAUUCAUUCAUAUGCAGUUCAUAUGUUGCAAGGAUACAUAACAGGAACUAGUGUUUCAUAAAUUGCUGUAUGGCUGUAGAUGGACAGGAAUAUUAAUGUCUAAUCUAGUUGUGCAGGUCAAUGGAUUGUGUAAAACAAAAAGGACUUUCUUGCUUCAUUUAGAUGAUCUCAUUUGCAACAUGUCAAUAAGAAUCACGGUUUGUAACCUUUUUAAGUUCCGUACUGUUUCCGUGUCUUUUAUUCACCGACAUCUUUUUUUCCCUUGUGGGUUUUAUUUAUCCACUUUAACAGAGUGUACUCAUUGAUAUGGUAAUGAUAUUAUGGGCAGAAUUUACUAAGGACAGGUUUGGCACAAGUAGUUGCUGACAACAGAACGCAACAUUUAAUCUGCGUGGAUAAAAAUGAUGUGAUCUUUUAACUGAUUCUGAAAAAUAAGAAAUAAACCAGUUUAAUGAAUACACUGGAAAAAAAGAGGCUGAAUUGCUUUCAUUGAUGAAGUACGGGUACCUCUAAUGGACUUUAGUUGCCUUGGUAGCAAAAGAGGAGUCUUACUUUAGGUCUCUGUUCCAAAGAAAUGAAAGGGACAACAUGGCAGGCUAACUCUUAUUCUCAAGAAGAACACGCCAGCGAAGCAUUAUCAGCUUUUGGCUCAUAAAGAUGCUCUCAGAGAAAGAGACACAGUGGAAAACAGGGCUUACACAGAAAACAACAAGGCAAUCCAAGGGCAUAACGUAUUCUGGCAAUGUCCAACUUCUGUGGGAUCCGGAAAGUGCUUCUGGUAUGUGUGAAUGCUAUCUUAAGUGAAGAAGAUUUUAUUUCUGGUUUGAUAUGUUGCGUCAGAAUGUGCUUUAUAAAAACAAAGGUAAUGCUCCUAAGAGGUGUAACAUAUCAAAACAUCAUCAUCGUCAUCAUCAGAGUCUCACAGACCCCCCCCCCCCAAAUUGAAUCAAAGUGUUGAACCUUGGCCUCUCCCUGAACACCCUGCUCCGCUCGCGUGUGGACUGGGGACCUACCGCACCCAGUGAGUGAAGUCUCUGGUGACACAGAAGGAAUGCGGGCCUGCAGUAGUCAGAUCAGGACCGCCACCCCGACAACUCGCACACACCAGCCACGUCGCACAGACAUUAGCCUGGAAGCAGGUCUUAGAAUUGAAAAACUUGUGUAGUAUUAUUCACUCCUGCUAGCUGUUUGUAUGCUCCUUACGUACGCCAUUACAAAAGAUCCAAUUCUGUAAAUAUCAGUAAUUUUGUAAUAACUUAAAAGAGUUGUCUGUAAAAGUUAAAGAAACAGCUUGAGUGAGCAGGCCAAAUUCAUGGAUUAAAAAAAAUGUGAAACUGCUUGAUAGGUCAAGGUCCUGUGUCACCCACCAGACUUAUGGCCAGCAACGCUAAAGCCAAAUGAGUACAAUACAUCUCUCAGUUGCCUUAAACCUUGAUGUUAUUUAAAAUACAUACAAAAUUUCUCGUAUAAUCACUCAUGUUGUCUGUACAUUUCUAAAUAAUAUUCUGAACUGUCGUAAAGUGAAAUGGUUGCAUUCUUGAAACUCAAUAAACAAUAUAUGCCUUUCUUGGCAUAUUUCUGAUGCGUU
Messenger RNA from Electrophorus electricus (electric eel), 3818 nucleotides. It is a transcript of the gene nmur3, whose product is annotated as neuromedin U receptor 3. Lineage: Eukaryota; Metazoa; Chordata; Actinopteri; Gymnotiformes; Gymnotidae. Gene Ontology annotation, biological process: neuropeptide signaling pathway. Gene Ontology annotation, cellular component: plasma membrane. The record is from RefSeq and is a predicted model, not a curated record. Gene Ontology annotation, molecular function: neuromedin U receptor activity.